This is a messenger RNA of Bradysia coprophila, 2234 nucleotides long. Its product is annotated as putative 4-coumarate--CoA ligase 1. Gene Ontology annotation, molecular function: long-chain fatty acid-CoA ligase activity. NCBI's taxonomy places the organism in Eukaryota, Metazoa, Arthropoda, Insecta, Diptera, Sciaridae. Gene Ontology annotation, biological process: long-chain fatty acid metabolic process; fatty-acyl-CoA biosynthetic process. The record is from RefSeq and is a predicted model, not a curated record.
AGUCGAGACUGUGUUGUCGCCAGUGUAAGAGGUAUACGACGCUGUUGUAUUUUACGAGUUUUUAUGAAAACACAUUGACUAUUCGUUUUGUUGUUACCUGAGUACUUCCGCAUAGAAUUUAAAAUAGAACACGCAAGUGCGAAUAUAAAAAAAAGGUAUUUACUGACAGAACACGCAACAUAUUGUGUGUAUACGGUUACAGAUGUGAAAGUGAUUGGGAAACAUCUCUGUGUGUUAACAAUCAGCGCAACCAACUUUAAACAAUCGAAAAUAAGUGACCCCGAAUCAAAGACAAUUAAAAAACCAACAUGAUCCGCAAUGCAACCAAUCGUCUCGCAUUGAACAGUGGAUGUCGAAUAAUACAAAAUCGGUUUAUAAGUUCAUGCAGCGCUUCGCAACAAAAACAUAAAGAGGCAAUCGCACCGUACAGUAUGAAGGAUUCGUUUCGGUAUUCGCCGGAAGAAGGAUACAUACGAACGAGUGCAUUCAACGAUGUAAGCAUGCAGAAUAUGACCAUCGAUCAGUAUAUCUGGCAGGAUUUGAACAAAUUUCAGGACAAAUGUGCUAUUAAAUGCGGCGAAACCGGAAGGGAAUACACGUAUGCACAGUUACGAGACCAUACCUCGGCUUUGGCCGUACGAUUCCAAACGCAAUUCGGCCUGAAACAGGGAGAUGUGUUAGCGAUUUGUUUACCGAAUAUACCUGAAUUUGCAAUAGCUGCACUGGCUACAAUUGAAGCUGGAAUCGUUGCUACGUCCGUUAAUCCCAUUUACACAUCCGAUGAAAUUUGCAAGCAACUGUUGAGCAGUGGUGCGAAAUUAAUAAUUGGUAUUCCCGAGAUACAUUCAGUUCUUCAGACAGCCAUUGCACAGACGAAAAAACCGAUAAAAAUCAUUUCGAUAAAGACUACUGAAGAUCAGUCACUACCAGCCGAUGCCAUUAAUUUUUACGAGCUCAUUAGAACAAAAGACGUUAAUUUCGGUGAUUUAAUCAAAUACGAUGUGUUGCCCAGUGACACCGCAAUUUUACCAUUUUCGUCUGGCACCACCGGCACUUCAAAGGGUGUGAUGCUAAGCCACGACAAUAUCGUUAUAAAUUGCGAACAGCUUCAUGUACCGUUGCCGGACACCCCACUGAUAGAUGAAACAACGCGCGACUUCCAGGCAGUCUGCCCAGCAGUGUUGCCUUUCUUUCACAUUUACGGCUUUACCGUUUGCUUGAUGUCGAAAUUGAAGUUGCGGACAAAAAUCAUUUCUCUACCGAAAUUCCAUCCGGAAACGUUUAUGAAGGCGGUGAUAGUGGAGAAGGGAUCCAUUUUACAUCUGGUACCACCAAUAAUAUUGUUCCUUGGCGGACAUCCUAGCAUUACUCCGAAGCAUGUGGAGAGUGUGAGAGUGGUCGUGUCGGGAGCAGCACCAAUUGGAAGCUCAGAUGUUGAAAGACUUAUAAAAAAGGCACCACAAUGCGAUUUCAUCCAAGGUUAUGGCCUCACCGAAACAUCACCGGCCACUCUAAUGAGUGUCAAAGGAUGUAAGAAUUUUGCAUCAGUUGGUGGACCCGUAUCCGGUACAGAAGCAAAAAUCGUUGACAUAAAUGAUCCAACAUACAAAGGACUCGGUCCGAACGAAAAUGGUGAAGUUUUGGUUAAAGGUCCGAACAACAUGAAAGGCUACUUGAACAACCAACAAGCCACCGACGAAACGUUGAUCGCAGACAAUUGGCUGCGAACUGGAGACUUGGGGCAUUACGAUGAGGAUGGCUACUUUUAUGUAACGGAUCGACUGAAGGAGCUCAUCAAAGUGAAGGGAUUCCAAGUGCCGCCAGCCGAAUUGGAAGAGAUUUUACGCGACCAUCCGAAAGUCGUCGAUGCCGCCGUUAUCGGAAUUCCGCACGAAACGCAUGGUGAACUGCCGCACGGUUAUGUUGUUGCAAAAGAAGGUGUUCAAGUGAGCGAAAAGGAGCUACAAGAUUAUGUUGCACAGAAGGUGAGCGCCUUCAAGCAUUUAGACGGUGGAAUUACGUUUACCAAACAAAUACCGAAAAAUGCGACGGGGAAAAUUAUGCGCCGUCAAUUGAAAGAAGAAUGGGCUACACGAUAAGAACAAGGAUGUUGUCUAGGUAUUAGGAUUUGUAUUGAAUCGUGCUGUGGUUUUUGAUAUCUUCUGUUAAAUUUUUGACGUAUUUCUGGUUGGUUCCGGUUUGAUUAUCAUUAUUUCCUUACAAUUGAAUAUACA